AUGGUUUCUUCCGGGAGUGUGGCUGCUGGAGGUACUCACUCUGUAGUGCUUACACGUGAAGGACAUGUAUGGACAUGGGGUCAACCAUGGCCUCCUGGAGAUAUCAAACAGAUAUCAACUCCUGUACGAGUGCAAGGUCUUGAAAAGGUGAGGCUUAUUGCAGUUGGUGCUUUCCACAAUUUGGCACUAGUAGAGGAAGGGGUAUUAUGGGCGUGGGGUAAUAAUGAAUAUGGACAACUUGGAACCGGAGAUACUCAGCCAAGAUCUCAACCUAUUCAUGUUCAAGGGCUAUAUGGUCUCACUUUGGUUGAUAUUGCUGCAGGAGGAUGGCAUUCCACUGCGUUGACAAAUGAAGGAGAGGUGUAUGCUUGGGGAAGAGGAGAGCAUGGUAGGCUUGGAUUUGGAGAUGACAAAAGCAGUAAAAUGGUGCCACAGAAGGUUCAACUCCUUGUAGGGGAAGGCAUUGUUCAGGUUUCCUGUGGUGGUACACAUUCAGUGGCUUUAACACGGGAUGGGAGAAUGUUCUCGUUCGGACGAGGAGACCAUGGACGCCUGGGAUAUGGAAGGAAAGUUACAACUGGACACCCAAAUGAAGUGCCAAUAAACCUCCCACCUCCCAGGAAUCUCAGGGGCAGUGGCAACAAUGGACGUUGGUGCGCUAACCUCGUUGCUUGUGGUGGACGACAUACUCUAGCAACAGCCACGUGGCAGACUGAUGAAUCAGAACAGCCGUUGUGAAAUUAAUUAGAUCAAAAUGCUUACUCAAGACUAUAAAGAUCUAUAAACUUGUAUAAUGCAGCAUUGGAUUUUCUUUUAACAUGGAAAGGGGGAGGGGGAGGACAAAUUGAAUACAUUUUGAACAAAACUGUUUACAUUGUGAUUGCACUCAAAACAGGAAAUGAUUCACGGAUUUGGCCAC
Molecule: messenger RNA, 919 nt
Organism: Macadamia integrifolia
Lineage: Eukaryota; Viridiplantae; Streptophyta; Magnoliopsida; Proteales; Proteaceae
Product: ultraviolet-B receptor UVR8-like
Exons: 7
Coding region: 1-738 (245 amino acids)
Source: RefSeq, a predicted model, not a curated record